CUGAUGAUCAGUGUGCCCUGAUGAUCAGUGUAGCCCUAGCAGUGCUACCUGUCAGUGCCCAUCAAUGCCACCUGUCAGUGCCCAUCAGUGCCACAUCAAUGCCACACAUCAGUGCCUACCAGUGCACAUCAAUGCCACAUAUCGGUGCCCAUCUGAGCUGCCUUUCAGUGCCACCUUAUCAGUGCCAGACAGUGCCACCUAUCAGUGCUGACAAUCAGUUGCCACCUAUCAGUGCCAGUCAGUGCUGCCUAUCAGUGCCAGUCAGUGAUGCCUAUCAGUGCCACCUA
Molecule: messenger RNA, 287 nt
Organism: Staurois parvus
Lineage: Eukaryota; Metazoa; Chordata; Amphibia; Anura; Ranidae
Source: the annotation of a GenBank genome assembly